This is a messenger RNA of Lactuca sativa (garden lettuce), 2310 nucleotides long. RefSeq names its product transcription factor PIF3. The record is from RefSeq and is a predicted model, not a curated record. Gene Ontology annotation, biological process: regulation of DNA-templated transcription. Gene Ontology annotation, molecular function: protein dimerization activity; DNA-binding transcription factor activity. Lineage: Eukaryota; Viridiplantae; Streptophyta; Magnoliopsida; Asterales; Asteraceae.
GCAGCAGUUGUGUUGCAAUUUAAAGUGAUUCUUCUCUUGGUUACCUCCAUAUCGUGCAAGCCUUUCGCCGUCUUCUACUAUUAAUCUAUUACCCAUUUCCCUUUUCUCCAUAUGCUUUUACCAUUUUCGAGAAAUUGACACCCAGUCCGAGCUGGAGAUUAAACAACUGUUUCUUCAAGAUCAAUACUUCAACUAACGCCCAUUUCUAUUAGCAGCCUCCGUAAACUGGGAAACUUGAAGGCACGAUCAAAUCAGAAAUGACUUACUGAAUCAAUUGAUCCUAAUUUGGAGUUUUUUUACUUGAAUUUUGUUUUACAGAGGUGUUUGUUUCAUCAAGUGGGUUGAAGCUCUUAUUACAGGUUUUGAAGUCUGUGAAUGAAUUUUGAGAGAAUCAUUGUGGUGGUAUUUCGAUCCAAACAUGCCACUUUCAGAGUUCUAUAGAUCUGAUAAUGAAACGAAUGAAUCUCCUCAACAAAAACCAACCGAUAUUUCAUAUAUCCCGAAUGACGAAUUUGUUGAAUUGGUAUGGGAAAAAGGUCAGAUUAUGAUGCAGGGUCAAACUAGUAAAGCUAGAAAGACACCAGUUUCAAGUAAUUUUCUUUUUCAUACACCAAAAGUUCAAGAAAAAGAGGGUCUUUUAGAUGUACCUAUGUCAGAAAUGGGAUUACAUCCAGACGAUGAUAUGGUACCUUGGUUGAAUUAUCCCCUCGAUGAUUAUUGUUCUGAUCUGUUACCCGAGAUAUCUGGUGUCACAGGAAAUGACCAUAAUACCCUCAAUGUACUUGACAAAAGAAGUAGUUAUAACCAUAGUAAUAAAGAUUCCCAUCUACAUAACGUUUCAAGAAGCAGCCAUAUUCUGGAUCCAUCUAUUAGAUCAGUAGUUACAGAUAUAGGUAGCAGUAAUUGUAGAAAUAAACCCCAAAAUCUUGAAAAAAUGGUGCAAAAACAAGAUUCACUACUUCCAUAUUCGUCAUCUACCUUGUUGAAUUUUUCUCAUUUUUCAAGACCAGCUGCAAUGGCUAAAGCUAACCUUCUGAAUCACGGACCACAAAAGGAAAACGGGUUUCCGGGUCGACCCGGUUUGGAUUCUGGCAAAGUGGGUUUGAAACCAAUUGAAGAGCCACGUUGUGUUGAAAAGUCUUCUAAUAUGGUUGUUGAUGCAAAUGUGGGUAAAGCAGGGGUAGAAACGGAAAAGAGUAAUGAGCCUGUUGGUGCUUCUUCUUCUGUUUGCUCCGGGAAUAGUGCUGAGAGAGCUUCUAAUGAUUUGACAAAAAACUGUAAGAGAAAGUCUCAUGAUACCGAAGAUUUUGAGUGCCAAAGUCAAGACGCUGAAGAAGAGUCUUUGGGCACUAAAACAGCUGCUACUUCUAGAGGAGGUUCGGGUUCCAAGAGAAGCCGAGCUGCUGAAGUUCAUAAUUUAUCAGAAAGGAGGCGAAGGGAUAGGAUAAAUGAAAAGAUGCGUGCACUACAAGAACUCAUACCAAAUUGCAACAAGGUGGAUAAAGCAUCAAUGCUUGAUGAGGCAAUUGAGUAUUUAAAGACACUUCAAAUUCAAGUACAGAUUAUGUCGAUGGGAACCGGAUUAUGCAUGCCGCCAAUGAUGUUCCCAACCGGAAUGCAACAUAUGCAUCCUCAUUUCUCCCCCAUGGGAAUCGGAAUGGGAAUGAGUUACGGGAUGGGAAUGGGAAUGGGGAUGGGAAUGGGAAUGGAGAUGAAUGGUGGACCUCAAGGACACCCACAUAUGUUUCCAUUCCCGCCAACUACACAAGGGUCACGACACCCUAUUCCUGGACUCGAUGCCGGUCAAGGGAUUCCGAUUCCGAGAUCUAGCUUUCCGGUUUAUGGGCAUCCGGGACAAGGGAUGCCGAUGGUAUUCCCUCAAUCACCAAUGCCGGGGUUUCCUAUGAAUCCAGCUGUUCGACAGAUGGGAUCACAAAUGGAAUCUCCAGUUGUGGCUCCAACCUCAAAAGACCCUAUGACACAACUAUCUAAUCAGUCGCAUGUUGCAAACAAGAGUCUUAAUCAGUCGACUUUGGUUGACCAAAAAGAUGAAGUUCUUGAUAUCGGAUGUAGUACAGCUGGUGUUGAUUGAAGGAACAAUAACAAUCCAUAUAGGAUCUAAAGUUGUGUUGACUAUUUUGGAAGAGACUUGAGUGUUGGGAUGAGACGUGUCUUUUUGGGUCGAUUUUGAUUGGCGGGUCAACCCAUGAUAGUGAUUAUUUGGUUCAAGUACAGUUGAAUUGUAUCCAUUAUAAGAUAUCAAGUGUUAACGACAAACUUCAAAUUUAAUGAAACAAUAAUUGUAAUUCU